Rhea pennata is the source of this 2887-nucleotide messenger RNA. It is a transcript of the gene OIP5, whose product is annotated as Opa interacting protein 5. The coding region runs from base 2 to 703 and encodes 233 amino acids. The record is from RefSeq and is a predicted model, not a curated record. The transcript has 5 exons. Gene Ontology annotation, cellular component: nucleus; chromosome, centromeric region; chromatin. NCBI's taxonomy places the organism in Eukaryota, Metazoa, Chordata, Aves, Rheiformes, Rheidae. Gene Ontology annotation, biological process: CENP-A containing chromatin assembly; chromosome segregation.
GAUGGCGGUGCGGCGGCGGCUGCAGGAGAUGUUCCAGGACCCGCAGCCCGGCGGCGUCAUCACAGUGGAGCGGCCGCCGCCGCCCGCAGCCGCGCGGGUCCAGCGGCCGCCGCCGCCGCCCGCGGGCUCGGCGGGGAGGGCGCCGCCGCGGCGGCGGCUGCGGCCGGAGGAGUGGGCCGUGUUCCAGUGCCGCGGCUGCCGCGCGGUGCUGGGCGACUCGCUGCACCUGUGCGCGCAGGAGGAGCGGCGCCUCGGGCUCCUCGUCUGCCUCAAAGUCACGAACGACGUCGCGUGGGAAGAGUCGCUGAUGAUCGGCCUUGAGGGCGCCCUCCUGGGGUGCGCUUUCAAUGCGUUAUCCUGUCGUUCAUGUGGCUUGAUUGUGGGCUUCAUUCUGUAUUCUACUUUCAGUGAUCUGGCUUAUCUCCGAGGCUUCUUCUGUUUCUUCAAGGACAGCAUCCUUUGUUAUCUCUUAAAAACUAAAACGAUAAUAGAAGCCUCUAAGGUAGAUUUUCCUGCUUUGAGCCUAAAGGAAGAACUCGGAAAACUAAAAGAAAAGCUUGUGAUAGUCCACAUGCGACUAGAAUUGCUGAUGAAGAAGAUGGAGGAACUAAACCAGAAGAAUAACGUGGCAGAAAAGCAAAGCACUGUGUCAGAUGCAGCUGGCCUCAUGCCAGGUUAUGCAAAAGUCAAGAUGAACAAAUAAUAGACCAUUUUAAAGAACUACUGGAGUUGUUUCCGCAUCUCUGCAGGGUUUGGUCAUAAUGAUGAAAUAAUGCACCAGAAAAGGUCAGAGACUUAAUCUGUCACUUUAUCUGUGUGUAGAAAGAACUUAUGCUAAAGUGCAUCUCUUCAGCCUUAAGGGAACACUUGAAAAUCCUAAAGUCCCGAAGCCAUUUGUUUUUCAAAACAAAUAGCUCACCCAUAUAGCACUGUACUCGGACAAAGUAGGACAACUGCUGUGGUUCUCCUUAACAAUGUUAGGAGAAAAAAACAGCCUUUAAAAAGCCGAAUUCAGAUUUUGGGGGACUGUAUAUCACCUUAUUGGUAUAUUUUAUAUAAAAGGAAUCAUUAUAAGUUAAACCUUCUUACAGAGUUCUAAAAUUGUCUUACCUUUACAUAUAGAUGCAAUGUUUAUGGUAGCUAGCUGUUAGUCAAGUGGUUUGUUAGCUGCAUCAGUUAUGAGAAGCACUGUUAAAUGGUGUCCUGAUAGUCUUUUAAACUUACUUCUAUGUGUGGCCUGCAAAAGGGGCCAGUGGGCAUGUCACGGAAGCUGCACAGCAUGCUCGAUAGAUGGGCAUGGAAGGCACACUGCUACCUGGAGUACAAGGUUUCACACUACAAGUUCAAGCACAGUGUAAGCACCUGCCAAUCCUCUGGAAGAGCAACUCCAUGGCUGCACUGGACUGGAUCAGUUUCUGUAGCUGUUGUCAGCCUCAGACCAGGGGCAACUGCCUUUAAAAAAUUUGAGCCCAUCUCUCUGAGUAUGAAGCCCUGAAAAUAAGGAACAUUCUUCUCUCCUCCCUUCCCUUCUGCUCAGUCAUGGGAACACAGCUUUGCUAAAGUUGUGAUAGCUGACCUGCUGCCUUCCCUUGGCCAGUGAGGAUGUUUCACAGAAAAUUGUGAAAGGGUACUUGUCAGCAUUUCUGUUAGCUUUGCACAGGUUCUGCUCCUCUCCAAAGAUUUAGAAACUCAUUUGAUGGAAAAAAUGCUACUUAACCCUUGUUAACGGGACAGAACAUAGUCCUUAAUUCCCAUUAGUAGCAAGAUUAGUUGGAAGAUUUCCCUACUGCUGCCUAGACAUUUCAGUUUUAAAGCUUUCAUUAAGCUUAGUAAUUGCCUGUAAUAGUCCAGAGAGGAAGAUAUUUACUUGAUUGACUUAACUCUGGUGAUGUGAUUUGCCCUCCCCUACUUCCACUUCCACAUGGGAAUGGCAGAUCGUACUCUGUGUGUCAUAGUCUUAGUUGUUUUGAUCUGUUUGUAAAAUAACUCUUAUAAUUGACUGGAGAGGAGAGGAUGAAAUUCACUGCAAAGUAUCCCAGGGGUUUAGAUGGGCAGCUGGUACUUAUCCUACUACUUAUGUUCAAUGUACUGCUUUUUGGUUAACAGUUCUGGGUGCUCUCAAAGUCUGUUCUGGUUGAGCAAUAACAGAAUAUCAACAGCUAUUCUGCCGGAAGAGGAGCACAUCUCCUUCAGUUAAAUUAUAACACUAUAUGCUACCUGAAUGACUAUUAUUGCCGGUUUUAGAUCUUUAACGGGCAUGAGUGCAGAAAUGCAGUGCUUUUCAAUGACAGCUAAAUUCAAGAUAUAAACGUUAUGUUGUAAGAUGUUUCAUUCUCUGUAAUGAUAAAUGUUAUCCUCUCUAAAAAGAGCUCUAGAGUUGCCAUUGUUUAUUCAGGUAAGGUUGGAAUUGCUGUAUUUGAUUACUUCAUUAUUAAGAACAAGGAAUUAUUUUUGUAAAGUUUUGUACAGUGACCUCUCCACUAUGUUUAAGGGCCCGUUGGUCUUUAACUGGGGUCUUGUGAAAAAACUAAUUUUGUAUGAGUAUCUCCCCAUCUCAGUGAGCGUUUCCAGUCGUAUGUCUUCACUUUUGUCUUACUUUCUAAGUGACUGCCCUUUUGUUGUUGCAUCAGUCUAAGAAACAUGAUUGAUAAUGGGGACUAUUUACUUUUGCUCAUCAUUCCAGUUUCUGCAUUGACUUUGUUUCUUACUAUGCAAUUUACAUCUACUCUCUGUAAUGUAAAUAGUGGUAAAGUGUCUUGCUUCAUGUUCAAUACACUAGAUGCAAUAAUAUCCACUGAAUUUAGCUAAGCAUCCCUAAGUGGAAGAAGAAUCUGUCAGUUGUUAUGAUUGUACCUUUACAGUUGUAAAUAAGAAACUGUUUCUAAUU